AUGUUCAAUGAGAUAAAUGGUGACUUUGACGAUGUGGCCAUCAAGACUUUCAAGGUCAGCCUACCUGCUGAGCAUGGUUUGAAGAAGUCUUUGACUGGGAAACCCGCUAUCAGUGAUAAAGGGCACACCACAGAUGAUUGUAGAACUUUGUGGGAUCAUCGGGAUCAGCUAGUUCGAGAAGGAAGGUUGAAGCAAUUUUUGUAUCAUCCCAGUGGUCAAGGGGGCCGGGUAAGAUCAGAACCUCGGAGGGAUGCUUCUUCGAGAGCCUUUUUGGGCAUAAUCAACGUCAUCCUCACUGCCCCAUGGAGGACUGGUUCUCAUCUGUCUAGGGUGAUGUCUGUGGCUCAGCCACCUACUGAGGAUUCUGGACAUGAGCCGAAGAGGGCUAGGGUAGAGAUCCGACCAACGUUGAGCUUCUCGGACAAUGAUAAGGCUGGGACUAUACAACCACAUGAUGACGCCCUGGUGGUCACCCUCAGGAUAAGGAGGUAUGAUGUGAAGAGGGUACUAGUGGAUCAGGGUAGUGGGGCUGAGAUUAUGUAUCCUGAUUUAUACAAUGGGCUAAAUUUGAAGCCGGAAGAUUUGACGAGUUAUGAUUCACCUCUGGUGGGCUUUGAUAGAAAGGUUGUUAUUCCAAAGGGUCAAAUUAGACUACCCGUGCAGGCAGGCUCUGAGGUGGUGGAGAUGGAUUUUAUUGUGGUGGAUCCUUAUUCUCCAUACACAGCCAUUGUAGCACGGCCUUGGCUCCAUACCCUGGGGGCUGUUUCUUCCACCCUCCAUUUGAAAGUGAAGUAUCCGUCCGGGGAUCAGAUCAAGGAGCUAGUGGGAAGUCAAUUCGUGGCUAGACAAUGUUUGGUAGCCGCUAUUAUGCAUCAGCUUGAAAUCAAGUCCUCGGCCUCUACUGAUAGAGGUUUAUAG
This is a messenger RNA of Quercus robur (English oak), 918 nucleotides long. RefSeq lists its product as uncharacterized. The transcript is spliced from 2 exons. The record is from RefSeq and is a predicted model, not a curated record. Bases 1 to 918 code for a protein of 305 amino acids. NCBI's taxonomy places the organism in Eukaryota, Viridiplantae, Streptophyta, Magnoliopsida, Fagales, Fagaceae.